Molecule: messenger RNA, 6792 nt
Organism: Siniperca chuatsi (mandarin fish)
Lineage: Eukaryota; Metazoa; Chordata; Actinopteri; Centrarchiformes; Sinipercidae
Product: hemicentin-2-like
Exons: 22
Coding region: 1317-6050 (1577 amino acids)
Biological process (GO): cell adhesion
Molecular function (GO): integrin binding
Source: RefSeq, a predicted model, not a curated record
AUAAUGUAUAUAAUGUAUAUGUAUGUCUUAUCGUUGCACAGAGGGCAUAUUUUAAUGAUAAACCAUGAACACUGUAUGAAAUACGCUGAAAUGUGAAGACGCUGUAUGUCUGCUUAAUCAACCAAGCGUGCGGUCAUUAACAAUAAAAUAGCGACAGGUAAAACUGUUACAUGCCAUGGGUGCAUUGCUUCGUUUUAACCAGAAGGGAACGAUAUAACGGCCUAUGAAAAGAAACAGACUGCCAGUUCAGUGAAUGCACCGAGAGCAAGCUGCCAUAGCAAAGACAUUUCACAUGGCUAUUACAAAAGAUGUGUUUGAAUCUGAGACUGAAGCAAUCUUUUACAGACAUUGAAUAAUCCCUCAGGAAAUCUCAAGGGAACAUUAAAAACUUUUGAGUCCAAUUUUUUUUAAAGGUUUCCACAAUGAAAAUAUUAAAUCAGAAGACGUAAAAUUAAGUGUAGAUAUUCUUAUAUUCAAAAUAAGCCUAUUUCUGUCUCCCUGAGCUCUUGUGACAUACAGAAAUGAAUAGAAACCAGAACAUUGUGUAAUUAAAAUAAGGAGUUGAGAAAACUGAGAAUAAACAGCUGCACACAGAAAAGCGUCUUUAAUCCACAGUGUCAUCAUGGGGAUUCUUUGAAAGCAGUAGGCUAAAGAUCAAAACAAGUCAAGAGUUUCUGAAACACAUCAAAACUUAUUGUCAAAUAUAUUCAUCUGAUAUUCACUUUUCCUACUUUUGUUACUUUUACUGUUCAUUGUUUGUUUAUAAAGUCGUUUUAGACCAGCUGUGGUAGCAGUAUAGGAACCAAGUGAAAGGCUUUUGUGUUCGGGGACAGCACCCAUGGCCGGACAUGGAAGAGAGGGCGCUCGGUCAUGUAGCGGUUCCACUUCAAAUUACUGAACUAUUUCCCCGUCUUAAUAACUCUAAGUCUCCGCUGUAAUUUAAUUUAGUCAUUUUCACCACAGUAUUCUUUCUUACGCAGUUUUUUGAUGCGAUGUUUUUUUCAGCAUGUCCUUUUCGCUCUUUGCUGACCAGAUUAGGCUUUUUGUGCCCACACGUUGCGCAAAAUAAAAAGUUAAAGUGUUUUUCUUUUUUUUAUAACUGCACUAGAUAUCUCCUCUGAAAAGGAAAUAUAUAGUAUAGUAUGUGAUAUGGAGCUAACUGAAAAUAAGGAUGAAUACAUUUUUUCAGAAGUCAGAACUAGGCUAGUUUCCAUGGGGUCUAUACUGUGGGCAUGCACUCAAAACCCACGUGGGAGGCAGUUGUUGAAUACCCCCCUUUUUAAUUACCUUUAAGUUACAUAAAAGGCAAAACUGCAAUGAUAUGUUUCUCUUGUGGCAAUUAUGAAAAUAUGACUCAAGUACACUCCCACACUGUAGGUGUACAUGCCUCCUGUCCCAUUGAGUUGAGCUCUGCCAGUGUUGUGGUGAGAUAUGGAGACCCAGUUUCAGUCAACUGCAGCACAUCUGAGAGCCUGUUCGAAGGAAUGGGCUGGGAGGCUCCACAAGGAGGAACAGGUAUAGAGAAGGUCAACCAUUUGAGCUGGACUGUGCCGAGGCUAACAGAAUGGGACAUCUCCCCCUCAUGCUACAUCAACCCAUCACCAAUUAACACAUUUAAACAGUGCUUCUUGAGCUUAAAAGUCAUACUUUACACAUUCCCAGAAACCAUCAGUAUCAACUCCAGCAGUGGCUCAGAUGGUGUGAUGAACGAAAGCGAGCAAUAUAACUUCACAUGUGACAUCCCCAAAAUAGCACCUGUUCAAAAUCUCACUGUAAAGUGGUACAAAGGAGAUAAGAUCGUCUAUACAGACACUUUUGACAAUCCCAGUAAGAAACCAGUAAAUCAGUCAUCUGUCUUCAGCUUUACACCGACUAGACAAGACGACGGAGUCGCAUUUAGAUGUGAGGCACAUUUGGACCUGGAGGAACAACAUAUUGUAUCUUCACAAGAGUAUAAUAUUACAAUUAACUUUGGACCAGAUGUACAAUGUUCUAGUCCUGAAGUACUGGAAGGAGAACCUUUGGAGAAGCUUUGCUCUGUGACAGGAAGUCCCACCCAGUUUGUCAGAUGGCUGAAAGAUGGACAGCCCACAGAUCCGACCGUCCCUCUGAGCCGGGAGAAUGCAGGGCUGUACACCAUUGAAGCUGGGGGCUUGUCCUUCACCCAAAAGGAACUCUGGGUUCUUGUAUUGUAUGGACCAGAGUUGAUGUGUCCAAGCAAUUACACUGCACUGGAGUAUGCUCCCCACAACCUCACCUGCACUGUUGAAGGCUAUCCUAAACCUGAGACGAUCUGGUACAAAGAUGGCGAGGAGGUGGAACUUCCAGAGAACCUAACAAGAAGUGAUACAGGGCAGUACUUGAUCACAGCUUCAAACAAUCUGUCAACUGUCAGCCUCAAAGUGGAGAUUAAUGUCAUAUACCCACCAUCACAGAUAGUUGAGCUUGAAGACUCUGAAGUCGACGUUGGUUCAUCUAUGUGGCUGAAGUGCUCCUCCACGGGCAACCCACGCCCAAAAUAUUUCUGGAAUUAUUACCGGACUGCCAAUGUGAUGGAGGAAAAUGAAGAUGGAGUGUCCCGUCUGCUCAUCCACAAUGCUACUGCAUACAACAUGGGCUCUUACACAUGCCAUGCCUGGAAUGACAGAGGAAAUGUCUCUAAAACAGCCAGAGUCACUGUAAAAGGUGCCAACCAAGAAUGUCCUAUCGAAAUAACUCCAGACAGGAUGGUGAUACAAUACCAAAAUGCAGGCCAUCAUGCAACGUGCAAAACAGGAUCCAUCAACUCCAGUAACAUAGAAGAAGAUGUAUACUGGCAGGUUCUGCCGGGCAUCAAAAUUAACAGCACAAACUUGUUUGUUGAUGCCCAUAAAGACUGGGACAUAAAGCCUGUUUGUACUGCAACGUUUAAGGGAAUAGGAACGUGCAAGAAGUAUUUAAACGUCACUCUCUACAAAACACCAGACAGUGUCUCCAUCCGUCAUGUGGAUAAAGUGAGCUCAGUGGUGGAGGAGAGAGAGUUCCAGCUGCAGUGUGACAUUACCAACGUUGCUCCUGCACAAAACCUCACUGUGCGGUGGUACCAGGGGAAUGAAACCAUCAAACCACUUAUCAAAGGCUCAAUGCAAGUGAGUGGCUGCCUGCCUGAGAACAGCACAAACUGUAACCUCACUGUGAUCCGAUCCCCGGUGAAUGUGUCAUCUACCGUCAGCAUCACUCUGAACAGAAAGCACAACGGAGCAGAGUUUAGAUGUGAGGCUCUGUUGGACUUUGGACCUGAGGGACCACAGCCUCCUCCAAACACGAUGUCCAGUCCUCUCAACAUCACUGUCUACUAUAAGCCCAUCAUUAAUACCACAAAGCUUCCAGCUACAAUCCCCGUGUUCAGAGGUUAUCCUGAGGAGCUUAUUUGUGAAGCUGAGGGUUACCCACCUCCAAAGAUCCAGUGGCUCUACAGCACAGACAAAGUCCCCCAUGUAUCUGCAAACACACUCAUUGUGUCUGAAGCAGGCUUCUACAACUGCACCGCCACCAAUGAAGUUGAUUCCAUCUCCCGUGAGGUCAAAGUGAUUUUAAAAGAGGACUACCUUCCCCUCAUAGCUGGAUUUGUGGCUGUCACAGUAGUUGCCAUCUCCAUCAUCUUCCUCUUCAUCUACUCAAUCUACUACAAGAACACCAGGAUGCGCCGCUAUAGUCUUAAAAACCCCAAACUCAACACCUACAAUGGCAACGUAGCUCACAACGGCUGGGACUUGCAGUUUCCUAUGACCGAACUGUCUUACUACUGUUCCACACUCCAGUCCGUGAAAGUAAAGAAUAGGCACGUAUCCACGAAGGACACAGGUGUGGAAAUAAGUUUGUCAACUGGGCCAUUUUUUAUAUUUUCAUUUUCUGAAAGUGUUGCUGGUUGGCACACUGGCGAAACUAGUAUGUGGUUCUUCAUAUUCAGCGGCUUAAUAGCGUGUACAGGAAAGCCUGUGAGUUCCUCCUGCCCAGUUGAGAUGAGCCCUCCUAGAGUUGUGGUGAGAUUUGGAGACUCCUUCUCAGUCAACUGCAGCUCACUAUCCAACCAGACAGUGGGAAUGGGCUGGGAGUCUUCACACGGAGGCACAGGAUUGAGAAAUGGGGCCACUUUUCUUAUCUUAAAUGUAAACUCUCUGCAAGACUGGGCCAUAGACCCACAGUGCUAUACCUCUCUUGACAGUGGUCAGUGUUUAAAAACCCUACCAGUCACUGUUUACAAAACGCCAGACAGUGUGUCUAUGUCUCAUCUGAGUCAAAUGGGCCCCAUGGUAGAGGGUAAAAAGUAUCACAUGCAGUGUGACAUUGUGAAUGUUGCACCAGUAAGCAACCUCUCUGUGAACUGGCACAAAGGAAAUAAGCUAUUCUAUACUGAGACAUUUGACGAGCCCAGUCGAUUUCCAAUCAAUAAGUCAUCUGUCCUCAAUAUGAUCGCCCACAGAGAUGAUAAUGGAAUUCACAUCUGGUGUGAAGCAAAGCUGAAUUUUUGGCCGACAGUACCAAAUCUUCCCACGAUCCAAUCAAAGUCACGUGAAAUGACUGUACUGUACCCACCAACCUUCACUGAGCCUGCAAAUGAGACGCUGGAACUUCCAGCUCGUGGUAAAAUGAUUUUAAAUUGCACUGCCACAGGAAACCCAAUGCCGGUAUACAGCUGGCAUUUCCCACAUCCCAUACAACAGACGAAGAAGAAUCAAAAUGAGAAUCAGCCCAUUUUGACCCAGUCCGUUCCGCUUCCAGGGACCUAUAACUGCACAGUAACUAAUACCCAGGGCACCAAGACCAAAUAUUUCAUUGUCAUUGAAGCUAAAAGUAAUCGUACAACCUUUGCAGCCUUGGUUGGAGGAUUUGGGUGCCUGGCAGUCCUGCUCUGCAUUGGCGGUCAUUUUUUUGUGACACCUGAAGGCACAUUUUCUUUCAGCAAAGGCGGCUAUCUCAGAGGACGGCCUACCUCAUCAGGACCUACCCUACACUACAGCAAUUACUUGAUUGCUCUGAACACUGCAAUGUGGGGGCCCUUUUGUUCCAACAUAGUUCCCUGCAGAGUAGCCAAGCUUGUUCAAGUUGGAAUUUCCUUUCUCUCGCCCCUUAAUCGACGGCUCAGUAAAAAAAACAUGGGAAACAACUUUCUUCAAUGGAUUCUGACGCUUUGCAUGUUUUACUCAGUGUCAGGUGAAGGUUGCUCCCUAAUCCUCAAGCCCUCCAGGGUCGUGGUGGGCUUUGGGGAGUCCGUGUCAGUCAGCUGUGAAGCCGCUCGCCCGGUACGUGUCCUGGGCUGGGAAUCGGCCAUCAGUGCUGCACACACUCAACAGGACCUGUCUGUCCAGUGGAAAGUCGACAGUCUCAUUGAUUGGAUAGAGGAGCCUAUCUGCUACGGUGUGUUUUUCACAGCUCCGAGACAGUGUGAGGAGAAACUCAACCUCGUCCUCUACAAAAUCCCAGAUAGCGUCUCUAUCAGGCCUGUGAACCACACUGGCCCCAUGGUGGAAGGAAAGGAGUACCAGCUGCUUUGCGAGGUUCAGAAUAUUGCUCCUGUUCAGUACCUCACCCUGAGGUGGUACAGAGGGCAGACUGAGGUUUAUAACCACUCCUUCUCUGACCUCACAUCUUCCUCGCCUGUCCAAGUGUCCUCUAUCCUCCUGAUCACACCAACCAAAGCCGAGAAUGGAGCACAGUACAGGUGUGCAGCAGUGCUGGAGCUCGGACCAGAGGGACCACAUCCACCUCCUACUGUGACCUCGGAGCCUCUUAAUGCCUCUGUGUACUUUCCCCCAGCGUUCCUCAGUCCUGAACCAGAGGUUUUGGACCUUAUAGUUGGUUCUGAAAUGACCUUGAACUGCACUGCCACAGGAAACCCCACACCUGUGUACAGCUGGCAAUCCUCCCAUCCCAUUCAGGAGAGGAUGAAGGAUGAAGCAGUUCUUACCUCCUCCUCACUGCUCCCAGGGACCUACACCUGCACUGCCUCCAAUACACUGGAGAAGAAGAGCAAGCAGUUCAUUGUCAAGCCCAAGACCAAAGGUGUUUGAAACAAGAGAUCUUGAGAUGGGAUCAGAUGACCACAUUGGACAUACAAGGAGAAUUCAACUAAGGGGAUUUUACUGUUGCAAUUUUGGAGACAGAAAUGACAAUGCAUUAUUGACUCAACAGAUAUUUAUGAGGCUCUUGCUAUCAGGCAGAAUUAGAUCUCAUUUAAAAAAAGAUCUGAAUAUACUAUGUUUGGUAACUGUCAUUUAAUUUGUCAGUAUUUUCACAACAACGUGUUCUGUGAGAUAGAUUGGUGGUUUAGGAUAUAGUUCCCCUUUGAUGCUUUCCAUGUGAUAUCCUGUAUCUAAUUUAUAUUUUUACUAGACUUAUUUUCAAGUUAAUGAAAGUAUCUUGUAACAUUACAAAUGUGUAGUUACUCUUGAUAUAACAAUGAUGACUACAUUAUCAUUAAUGUAUCAACUUUAAUACUGAAUGUUAAAUAUCAGCAGGCUACUACUGUAAAUAUGAACUGUUUCUUGAUUUGCUUAUCUUUAUGAAUGAAAGUAAAAUUAAAAACAUUGUUUUUCACAUACUUAUACUAUACCUAGUAUAAUAAUAUUAUGUAUAAGUAUUAACAGUGAAUGUUACUACUGGGUGUGACUGCUAAUUUUUCACGUGACAUAAAAGCAUGAGAGCACUGCAAUUUGGUUACACAGUAAAGCAGAGCAGUUUCUCAUAAUGCCAUUUGUACAUAUUAGGGCUUUUUGAUUAAAAACUACCUUUGACACGUCCUGUUCAAAACAA